GCAGGCGGCCGCAGCCAUGCCGAGCGCUAAGGAGACGCGGCUGCUGCACCUCGGCGAGAUGGAGAAGAUGGAGAAGACCCUCUUCAGGCUUGAGCAAGGUUUUGAACUACAGUUUCGAUUGGGCCCGACUCUUCAAGGCAAGCCUGUUACUGUGUACACAAAUUAUCCAGCUUCUGGAGAAGUAUUUGAUCGCCACAAGUUCAGGGCCCUGUCGUGGCACAAUCCCACAGGAAAAGAAGAUGACUCUGACAAAUACUGCAAGCUGGAUCUCCUGAUUUCUGGGUCAUACCAGUACUAUUUCAGUCUUGGAAAUGAAAAAAGUGGUGGAGGUUACAUAGUUGUGGAUCCCAUUUUGCGUGUUGGAGCGGACAAUCAUGUAUUACCAUUGGAUUGUGUUACACUCCAGACGUUCCUUGCUAAGUGUCUGGGACCGUUUCACGAAUGGGAAGAUAGGCUUAAAGUUGCGAAAGAAACAGGUUACAACAUGAUUCACUUUACACCACUGCAGAAGCUUGGACUGUCCAGAUCAUGUUACUCACUGGCUGAUCAGUUAGAAGUAAAUCCUGAAUUUUCAAGCCAUAAUAAAAAGUGCACUUGGAGUGAUAUAGGAGCUCUCGUGGAAAAAAUGAAAAAUGAAUGGAACAUGCUUUGCAUCACAGAUGUAGUCUACAAUCAUACUGCUACUAACAGUGAGUGGCUCAGGAUGCAUCCAGAAUGUGGCUAUAACCUUGUAAAUUCUCCUCACCUGAAGCCAGCUUGGGUCUUGGAUAGAGCUCUGUGGCACUUGACCUGUAUGGUGGCUGAUGGAAAGUAUACUGCUAAAGGUGUGCCUCCCUUGAUUGAAAAUGAUCAUCACCUGAAUUGUAUCCGUAAAAUAAUUUGGGAAGAUAUAUACCCAAAAAUUAAGCUAUGGGAGUUUUUCCAAGUGGAUGUUAACAAAGCUGUGCAGCAAUUUAAAACGCUUCUUACUCAAGGCAAAAUGAGCACUAAAUCUGAUCCAAAUCAACAUCUUCAAGUAGUUCAGGACCCUGAUUUUAGACGAUUUGGCUGUACUGUAGAUAUGAAUAUAGCCUUGGCAACAUUCAUACCACACAGCAAUGGACCAGCUGCAAUAGAAGAAUGUUGCAACUGGUUUCGCAAGAGGAUUGAGGAAUUGAACACUGAACAAUACAGACAAACUAAUCACCACCAAGAGCAGGCCAUCAAUUGUCUUGUGGGGACUGUGGUUUAUGAACGACUGGCUGGUGAUGGUCCUAAGCUGGGUCCUAUCAGUAGAAAAUAUCCCUUAGUUACCAGGUAUUUUACUUACCCAUUCAAAGAGCUGACUGUGGAGGAAGAAGAGACUAUGAUACAUCAGCCAGAUAAAGCUUGUUAUUUCAUGGCUCAUAAUGGCUGGGUUAUGGGGGAUGAUCCUCUCAGAAACUUUGCAGAACCAGGCUCAAAUGUUUACUUGAGAAGAGAGCUUAUUUGUUGGGGAGACAGUGUGAAACUGCGUUACGGUAAAAAACCUGAAGACUGCCCAUACCUCUGGGCACAUAUGAAGAAAUACACUGAAAUCACUGCCAAACAUUUCCACGGUGUUCGUCUUGACAAUUGUCACUCAACACCUAUUCAUGUAGCUGAGUACAUGCUGGACACAGCUAGAAAAUUGCGAGCCAAUUUGUAUGUAGUGGCUGAACUGUUCACGGGAAAUGAGGAGCUGGACAAUAUCUUUGUGAAUAGGCUGGGCAUUACCUCCUUAAUAAGAGAGGCAAUGACCGCUUAUAAUAGCCAUGAAGAGGGAAGGCUGGUUUAUCGUUUUGGAGGUGAACCUGUUGGCUCUUUUGUUCAGCCACGUUUGAGGCCUUUGAUGCCAGCUAUUGCUCAUGCACUGUUCAUGGAUAUUACACAUGACAAUGAAUGUCCAAUUCAGCACCGAUCUGCAUAUGAUGCUCUUCCUAGUGCAAUGAUUGUUUCCAUGGCAUGUUGUGCUACAGGAAGCACCAAAGGCUAUGAUGAACUAGUACCACACCAGAUCUCUGUAGUAUCUGAAGAGAGGUUUUAUUCUAAAUGGAAUCCAGCAGCACACCUGAGUUCUGGUGAAGUUAACUUCCAAACAGGAAUUCUAGCAGGAAGGCUGGCCAUAAACAGGCUGCAUCAGGAGCUAGGAGCUAAAGGCUUUAAUCAGGUGUAUGUGGAUCAAGUUGAUGAAGAUAUAGUGGCAGUGACAAGACAUUGCCCAAACACACACCAAUCUGUUGUGGCUGUAAGUCGAACUGCCUUUAGGGAUCCUAAAACGUCCUUCUUCAGUAAAGAAGUACCCGAAAUGUGUAUCCCAGGAAAAAUAGAAGAAGUAGUACUUGAGGCUAGGACUAUUGAGAGAAAAGCUAGUCCUUACAGAAAAGAUGAACAUUUUAUAAAUGGAUUGCCUAAUUUCACAGUGGAACUCAGAGAGCAUAUCCAGAUUAAAGAGAGUAAAAUUAUAAAGCAAGCUGGAACUGCCAUAAAAGGGCCAAAUGAAUUUGUUCAAGAAAUAGAAUUUGAAAAGUUAACACCAGGAAGUGUAAUAGUAUUCAGAGUUAGUCUGGACCCAAAGGCACAAGAGGCUGUUGGUGUACUCCGCAAUCAUUUGAUCCAGUUCAGCCCUCAUUUUAAAUCUGGAAGUCUUCCUGAUGAUCAUUCAGAACCUAUAUUAAAAACAUUAUUUUCUUCUAUUGCAUCUAAACUAACUUUGGCUGACCUAAAUCAAGUACUGUAUAGGUGUGAGGCAGAAGAGCAAGAAGAUGGUGGAGGUUGCUACGAUGUACCAAACUGGUCACCGCUGAAGUAUGCAGGCCUGCAAGGGUUUAUGUCAGUGAUGGCAGACAUCAGACCAAAGAAUGACUUGGGUCAUCCAUUUUGUGAUAACUUAAGAUCUGGAGACUGGAUGAUCGAUUAUGUCAGUAAUCGUCUGAUUUCACGUGCAGGAGCCUGUGCAGAAGUUGGCAGAUGGUUGAAGGCCAUGUUUGUCUACCUAAAAAGAAUUCCACGUUACCUCAUCCCCUGUUACUUUGAUGCCAUAUUAGUGGGUGCAUACACAACACUUCUGGAUGUGGGAUGGCAUCAGAUGUCUAGCUUUGUGCAGAAUGGUUCAACAUUUGUUAAACACCUUUCCUUGGGUUCAGUCCAGAUGUGUGGGAUAGGAAAAUACUCUUCUCUGCCAGAUCUGUCGCCUUCCUUACGUGAUGUUCCUCGUAGGCUGAAUGAGAUUACAGAUAAGGAAGAACAGUGUUCUGUUUCCUUGGCAGCUGGUUUACCUCACUUUUCUUCUGGAAUUUUUCGCUCCUGGGGAAGGGAUACCUUUAUUGCACUGAGAGGUCUAAUGUUAGUUACCGGGCGAUAUCUAGAAGCAAGAAACAUCAUUUUAGCAUUUGGUGGGACCUUAAGACAUGGUCUCAUUCCCAAUCUGCUUGGUCAGGGGACACAUGCCAGAUACAACUGUCGUGAUGCUGUAUGGUGGUGGCUUCAGUGUAUCCAGGACUACUGUAAAAUUGUUCCAGAUGGAUUAGACAUUCUCAGGUGUCCUGUUUCUAGGAUGUACCCAAGAGAUGACUCUUCUCCUCAGCCUGCAGGCACUGUGGAUCAGCCACUUUAUGAAGUAAUACAGGAAGCAAUGCAACGACACAUGGAAGGCAUAAGUUUCAGAGAAAGGCAUGCUGGUCCGCAGAUAGAUCAGAACAUGAGAGAUGAAGGUUUUAAUGUAACUGCAGGUGUUGACCUUGAAACUGGCUUUGUCUUUGGUGGGAACCGCUUCAAUUGCGGCACUUGGAUGGAUAAAAUGGGAGAGAGUGACAGAGCUCGCAACAGAGGCAUUCCAGCUACUCCAAGAGAUGGCUCUGCUGUGGAAAUUGUUGGCCUGUGCAAGUCGGCUGUUCGCUGGUUGGUGGAUUUAUCUGGGAAAAAUGUGUUUCCAUUCCAUGGAGUGACUGUAAAAAGACAUGGGAAGGAGGAGACUAUCACAUAUGAUGAGUGGAACAGAAAAAUUCAAGGACACUUUGAAAGGCUGUUCUUUGUCUCUGAGAACCCAGCAGAUCCUAAUGAGAAACAUCCAAAUCUUGUUCACAAACGUGGAAUUUAUAAGGACAGCUAUGGAGCUUCAAGUCCAUGGUGUGAUUACCAACUCAGGCCAAAUUUUACAAUAGCAAUGGUUGUGGCCCCUGAGUUGUUCAUGCCUGAGAGAGCUUGGAAAGCUCUGCAGAUAGCAGAGGAAAAACUGCUUGGUCCAUUAGGCAUGAAAACCUUAGACCCAGAUGAUAUGGUUUACUGCGGCGUAUAUGAUAAUGCUCUUGACAAUGACAACUAUAAUGUAGCCAGAGGUUUUAAUUAUCAUCAGGGACCUGAAUGGCUGUGGCCAAUUGGAUAUUUUCUUCGGGCCAAACUGUACUUCUCAAAGUUGAUUGGUCCAGAGAUAUAUGCAAAAACUGUUGUUAUGAUUAAGAAUGUUCUUUCUCGACACUAUGUUCACCUUGAAAAAUCAUCCUGGAAAGGGCUUCCAGAACUGACAAAUGAAAAUGGACAGUAUUGCCCGUUUAGCUGUGAAACUCAGGCCUGGUCAAUUGGUGUUAUCCUCGAAAUCCUUUAUGACUUGUAAAAGUUUAUUUUGAUGGAUUUGAUGAAACUUCUGUGGUCUUAUUAUUGGGCAUAAAUGAACACUUGGCAGCCUCUGCAAGGGAAAUGUCCUGUUCUGCACAAUCACUUAACCUGGGUCCUGACUUUCAAAGAUGCUGAAUGCUCGCAGCUCCUAUCCCCUCUAACAGUGUAGGGCCUG
Eurypyga helias (sunbittern) is the source of this 4786-nucleotide messenger RNA. It is a transcript of the gene AGL, whose product is annotated as amylo-alpha-1, 6-glucosidase, 4-alpha-glucanotransferase. The transcript has 33 exons. The coding region runs from base 17 to 4609 and encodes 1530 amino acids. Gene Ontology annotation, molecular function: 4-alpha-glucanotransferase activity; amylo-alpha-1,6-glucosidase activity. The record is from RefSeq and is a predicted model, not a curated record. Gene Ontology annotation, biological process: glycogen catabolic process; glycogen biosynthetic process. NCBI's taxonomy places the organism in Eukaryota, Metazoa, Chordata, Aves, Eurypygiformes, Eurypygidae.